This is a messenger RNA of Lethenteron reissneri (Far Eastern brook lamprey), 2033 nucleotides long. Its product is annotated as neurofilament light polypeptide-like. Gene Ontology annotation, biological process: neurofilament bundle assembly. The record is from RefSeq and is a predicted model, not a curated record. Gene Ontology annotation, molecular function: structural constituent of postsynaptic intermediate filament cytoskeleton. Lineage: Eukaryota; Metazoa; Chordata; Hyperoartia; Petromyzontiformes; Petromyzontidae. Gene Ontology annotation, cellular component: postsynaptic intermediate filament cytoskeleton; axon; intermediate filament.
UCUGCAGCGUCAGACACGGCAGCCGCAUAAAAAGCCCCAGCCCCGCUUUCACAGCAUCUCACUCCUGCAGCAAGCUCCCGGGUCCUGCGCUCCUCCUUCUCUUGCCUGCUCCCAACAAAUUGAACAAUUUCCCACCUCCGCCGCCACCAUGAGCUCCUACACAUCCGACUCUGCCGUCACGUCCAUCUACAGGCGCUACUUCGGCGAGCCCACCAAGUACCGAGCCAGCUACGAGAUGCCCGGCUACAAGGUUGGCGCCGCCGGCUACGGAACGCGCUCCGUGUCGGUCGGCUCCACCCUGAGCGUUCCUGUGGGCUCGUUCAGGCGCACGCACUCCCGCUACUCCAGCAUGUCCAUCCCGGCCACGUCCGACAUGAUCGACCUGUCCCAGGCCGAGUCUCUGGGCAACGAGCUCAAGUCCAUCCGCACGCAAGAGAAGGACCAGCUGCAGGACCUCAACGACCGCUUCGCCGGCUUCAUCGAGCGCGUGCACCACCUGGAGCAGCAGAACAAGGUGCUGGAGGCCGAGGCGCUGAUCCUGCGACAGAAAGAGGUGCGCCCCUCCAACAUCAAGCAGCUGUACGAGCAGGAGAUCCGUGACCUGCGCGCCCUGGCCGAGGAGUGCAAGAGCGAGUACAACAGCGCCAAGGGUGGCCGCGAUCAGAUGGAGGGCGCGCUGGGCGCCCUGCGAGCCAAGCACGACGAGGAGAGGCGACGUCGCGAGGAGUCGGAGGGAGCCCUCGACGAGGUGAGGAAGGCGGCGGACGAGGCGGCGGUGCAGCGCGUUGCGCUCGAGCAGAAGGUGGGCUCGCUGCUCGACGAGAUCGCAUUCCUCAAGAAGGUGCAGCAGGAGGAGAUCGCAGACCUGCAAGCCCAGAUCCAGAGCGCGCACAUCACGGUGGAGAUGAGCGUUGCCCGGCCCGACCUCACGUCGGCGUUGCGCGACAUCCGCGCCCAAUACGAGGUGCUCGCCGCCAAGAACAUGCAGUCGGCCGAAGAGUGGUUCAAGACCAAGUUCACGGUGCUGUCGGAGAACGCCAACCGCAACACGGAGGCCGUGCACGUCGCCCGCGAGGAGGUCUCCGAGUACCGACGCCACGUGCAGAACAAGACGCUGGAGUCGGAGGCCAUCAAGGACAUGAUCGAGUCCCUGGAGAAGCAGAUCCAGGAUCUGGACGAACGGCACCAGAAGGAGUUGGAGCCCUUGCAGGAACUCAUCCCUGAAUUGGAAAAAGAACUGCAGUCAACGAAGAACGAGAUGUCACGAUACCUGAGGGACUACCAAGACCUUCUCAAUGUCAAAAUGGCAUUGGACAUCGAAAUUGCAGCGUACAGGAAACUCCUGGAGGGAGAGGAAUCCCGCCUGACCAUCAGCUCCUCCUUCAAGUCGUCGGUGUCGCCCGUCAACAGCCCCAGCUUCCUGUUGCAGUCGCGUCCGCUGCGCACCUCCAUGCAGAUGCCCAAGUACCUGGGCGGAUACGACUUCUUCAGCGGCUACUCGCUGAGGAAUGGCAGCGAAGAGGGCAGCGAGGUCACGGAUAGCUACGGCUACAGCAAGAGGAAGGGAAACUAAGCGCCCCUUUUUAAGACGAAUCCCACCAGUCACAUUGAUAACGAAAGUUAACAACAAAAAGCACCUUAGAAAAUUACGACAACAACAAAAAGUGCGCGCGCGAUUCACGCUGCUUGCUGUUAGUUUUAUCGGGAGGGGGGUGAACAGAAUGAGUGCAUGUUGAACGUGUUAACGUCUACAACCCAUACUUGACCGAGUGGGAGAAGCAGAUAAAAAAAAAUUUCAGCAGCACACCAAGGCCAAUCUGCUCUCUCGCGGGUUGUGCGCAUGUGAGAGAAAAGAGGAAAAAAAUUGCCUACUGACAAAACCAGUUGCUGAAACAAAAAAAGAAGCAAUAUUGGAGAUUAUUGAAGCCAAAUAGUUGCCUGCUGGAACAAAUUCUUGUCAUGUUGCCGUAGCAGAGUUAGCUUGGUGUCAGCGUCAAUUUUGAUGAAAUAAAACGCUUGUGCCAUUAUAUGCA